AUGGUCUCAGACACCGAUUGCCUCGAACACGCUGCCGCGUCCACUUCCGCCGCCGAUAAAAGUCACCCCGCACCGCCGGCACCUUCAAACAUUGUGAUCUCUUACAGAAAUAACGAUUCUCUCUCCAGCGGUGGCGGCAUCAGCAUUCUAUCUGGAAGUCGAAAUGGAAAGAUCAGCUAUGGAUAUUCCAGUUUCAAGGGUAAAAGAGCUUCGAUGGAGGAUUUCUUUGAGGCCAAAAUAUCAGAGGUUGAUGGUCAGAUGGUUGCAUUUUUUGGUGUUUUUGAUGGCCACGGAGGUUCACAGACUGCAGAAUACCUGAGAAAUAAUUUAUUCAAAAACUUGAGUAGCCAUCCCGACUUUAUCAAAGACACUAAGACAGCUAUUGUUGAAGCUUUUAAACAAACUGACGUUGAUUACCUCAAUGAGGAAAAGGGACAUCAAAGGGAUGCCGGAUCCACUGCAUCAACAGCUGUAUUGUUAGGCGACCGAAUUCUUGUUGCAAAUGUUGGUGAUUCCCGAGUAGUUGCUUCUAGAGCUGGUUUAGCUGUUCCUUUAUCUAUUGAUCACAAACCUGAUAGAUCUGACGAGCGUCAAAGGAUUGAACAAGCUGGGGGAUUCGUAUUAUGGGCAGGAACAUGGAGGGUCGGUGGUGUUCUUGCUGUUUCCCGUGCAUUUGGAGACAAGUUUCUUAGACCAUAUGUUGUUGCCGACCCAGAAAUUCAGGAGGAAGACAUCGGAGGCGUGGAUUUUUUAAUAGUAGCUAGCGAUGGCCUUUGGAAUGUUAUAUCAAACAACGAGGCGGUGUCUUUAGUACAAAAUAUCACUGAUGCAGAAGCUGCAUCUAAAGCACUUAUUAAAGAAGCUUAUAGUCGAGGAAGCUCCGACAACAUCACCUGCGUCGUUGUUCGAUUUGAUCCAUCCUGA
Molecule: messenger RNA, 924 nt
Organism: Lathyrus sativus (Indian pea)
Lineage: Eukaryota; Viridiplantae; Streptophyta; Magnoliopsida; Fabales; Fabaceae
Source: the annotation of a GenBank genome assembly